CAAGCACACAGUCGAGUCCCCCGUCUUCAAGCCGGACGACGGUCUCACGUCGCGUGGUUCGACGCAUGGUGGUGCGUGAGGACGGUACGCAAGUGCCUGUCGAACAGGAAGUGGACGCAGAAGGGAACGUCAUCGAAGAGAACACUUUAGUGAGCGUUGGGAGCUUCACAGGUAGCGUUAGCAGUGUCACUAGUGAGCCUUCUAGUGGUACCAGUCGACGAGUAACGCGUCGUGUGGUAGCUUCACCUGUUCGACGUACAGUCGUGAAGGGCGGCUCCAACUCUUCUGAAUCAGAGGAAGACGCGCAGUAUGUAGACGCUGAAGCAGGAGGCUUGACGGUCACUCCGGGUCAGCGUGUCAUCACUCGUCGAGUGGUAACGCCACAGCGUGUGGUCCGACGCAUGGUUGUUCGUAAGGGUGCAGAAGAAGAGGACGGUCUGGAAUUUGACGAGUUUGUCCAGAGUGGAGAAAGCAGUGACGAGUCCGUCGGUGGCUCUAGUCAUGGAGGCUACACUGUGUCGGAGCGAAUCGUGGUUCCGGGCAGUGGAAAGCGUCAAGUGGACUCGCGUACUGUCAACUCUUCGAACCAGAACGCGUCAACUUCGAACCAAGGAGCUGCGGUGGAGAGUACUGACGCUUUGGAUGAAGAGGACAAGGCUCCAAUUCCAGCCACGAGCAUUGAGGCUGUCUCUACGAAUCAGGCGUCUAGCACUGCUGCUACAGAGAAGAACUCGACAAGCCCACAACACACUCGUCGUGGUAGUGGCGGCUUCUGGGGCUUCUUCGGUAAGACCGAGGGGGAACCCAAGGAGUCUAAUGCUGCUCUUCCCACUCCGAAUGAUGGAGCUGAGACCUCUCUAUCGACCGGUGGAGAUACAGCACUGCCCGGUGCUGCGGGUCCUACGGAGUCGAAGACACCGCAGACGCUCAACGCUGAAGACGAAAUGGUCGUGGAGAUCAGCGAAGAUGCUGCUCCUAUUCUUUCCACGCCAGUCGUGGAAGUACCGGUAUCAUCGGGUGAUGUUAGAACCUCUCUCGUCAUCAACGAGGUGGACCACAAGCCACACAGCGACGGUGAGAAACCUGUCUCUGCUUCAGAAACCACGGAAGAGGACAAGGUCCCCGUUCCAGUGGAGACCGUGCAAGCUGAAGUUGUAAACGUACAGCCCGCAACUGAGUCUGUCACCUCUCCAGCUUCCAAGUCCCGUAGUAACGAAGCUGUCGUUGCUACGGCUGCUGCUCCAAUCGAUGCGGCAUCCUCGAACAUCCCUGAGGACACGACGGAGGAUUCCGACUCGUUCUCGAAGACGUCGCAGCGUAAGGCCGGACGCAGCAUUUGGAAGUUCUGGGGUGCCGACAAGCCCAAGUCUCCUCUCGCUGAAGACGAGGAACAGACAACAACCACUCCUGUUCCUUCAGCCAGUGAAGCUCGUCAGUCCUGGCAGCAACAGGACGAGCACAACUCGACCCAGACUGCAGGCGAAGCCACCCAGGUUGAGUCGAUACCUGCUGGCCAGAAUGUCAAGCCUACCACCGACCCUCGAGUCGAGAUGACGCAGACGACAGUGCAGGUCGACGAAGAGCUCGAGUCCGGACGUGUCUACCACGACGCGGUGGCUCCUGUGGAUACCGACACAGUUGGUAUCACUGUAGAGAGCGAGUCUCAAGACAAGCCUCGUGUCGGCUUCUGGGGUUUCUUAGGCAAGAAGGACAAACCUACAGCGACGGACUCUGUUAGCGACAGUAAAGCCGUUAGCUGGGCUGUUGAAGACGACAAAGACGAACCUGAAGUUGAGACUCUUCGAAGGAGUAUUCCCUCGGAUAGUACUCCGAACGUCUCGAGUUCUGUGGAGGCGAGUGGAAAGCUCGUUCGUGAGAGUGAACGUCGCACUACGGAGCUUACCGACGGUCCUGAUGUUGAGCUGGACGAACACUACGCCGAGGUCAGGAGUCCUCGUUCCGGUGGUCGUACUCUAAAUGACGAAGAACUAUCAACUGUCGAGCC
Molecule: messenger RNA, 2005 nt
Organism: Phytophthora nicotianae INRA-310
Lineage: Eukaryota; Oomycota; Peronosporomycetes; Peronosporales; Peronosporaceae
Exons: 1
Source: RefSeq, a predicted model, not a curated record